This is a messenger RNA of Syngnathus typhle (broad-nosed pipefish), 3422 nucleotides long. It is a transcript of the gene shc3, whose product is annotated as SHC (Src homology 2 domain containing) transforming protein 3. Gene Ontology annotation, biological process: intracellular signal transduction; cell surface receptor protein tyrosine kinase signaling pathway. Bases 455 to 2347 code for a protein of 630 amino acids. The transcript is spliced from 12 exons. Gene Ontology annotation, molecular function: receptor tyrosine kinase binding. Gene Ontology annotation, cellular component: plasma membrane. NCBI's taxonomy places the organism in Eukaryota, Metazoa, Chordata, Actinopteri, Syngnathiformes, Syngnathidae. The record is from RefSeq and is a predicted model, not a curated record.
GUUCAGCAAGCCUUUUGUUGAGAAGGUUUUCUCACAUCAGUGAGUCAUGCUCCAGCUCUGAGCCGGCAGCAGCUCGGCAGGAAGGCAGCAGCCAGCCAGUGCCAUUCUGUCAUCGUCACCUUCGCUGCAAUUUGUGGAUUUUUGCUUAUUUUUUUGGGAGCCUGAGAAAUCGUUGUUGGAAGCAGCAGCGGCAGCUGAAGCCUCACCAGUGGAAACCACCACAACAGCAACCUCUCCAUCCUCCUCUGCUUCGUUUCCAUGGAUUUCCGCCGUGUUUUUCUCUCUUGACUGCAUUGAAGCGCCGGAUUUUACCAGUCGGGAAAUCGAGAGAGGUGGCCUCCACCGUCGCCACGUCUGCUGCUGCUGCCAUGUUACAGGAGAGGGUAAUCAUCGCGGCAAGGAGGCGGGCGGUGCGUGUCGCUUGAGGCGCCGUGAGAGAGAAGAGGCGAAGGGUAUGCUUCACCGCACCAAAUACAACCGCUUCAGGAAUGAGUCGGUGACGUCCGUCGAUGACAUCGUCCACGGCCUGUCCAUGAACCCCAAGGUGUCGGCCAGCCCCGAGACGCCUUAUGCUCCCCCGGCGGACGACCAGCCCCCGGCCGCUCCCGGCGCCGCCGCCGGCCACGACCACUCGGACGAUGGCGGUACGCCCCUGUGCACCCUCAUCAACAAGGUGUCCAACCUGAAGUUCAGCAACUCCAGCAGCUUGCUCGGCAUCAAGGGGCUGCCCUCAGCAGUCAAGGACCUGGCAGUGGCCAAGCUGCAGGGUGGCGGCGCUUCGGUGACGAGCGUGGCGGCCGUAGGGGCGGCGGCCUGCCUGCCAACGCUGGAGCCUGCCACCGGCAUGAGCAAGAAGAGCAGAGCGGACGAGCUUCUACCCGCCGGCGAGGACUGGAACCCCGGCUGCGGUGGACCGGUGGGCAAACCUUUCAGAGGGUGGCUGCACUCCAGUGAGAAGAUCUCCGGACCAGGAGUGACAUACAUUGUUAAGUAUCUGGGUUGCAUUGAAGUUCUUCGAUCGAUGAGAUCUUUAGAUUUCACCACGCGAUCUCAAAUAACAAGGGAGGCUAUCAGCUUGGUUUGUGAGGCUGUUCCAGGCCCCAAAAGCGCUCUGCGGAAGCGAAAGCCACCAUCCAAAGCUCUGUCCAGCAUCCUGGGGAAGAGCAAUCUGCAGUUUGCCGGCAUGUCGAUCAACUUGAACAUCUCCACCAGUAGCCUCAAUCUAAUGACGCCGGACUGCAAACAAAUCAUAGCCAAUCAUCACAUGCAGUCCAUCUCCUUCGCAUCCGGCGGCGACCCCGACACAACGGACUUUGUUGCCUACGUGGCAAAAGAUCCUGUUAACAGAAGAGCGUGUCACAUCCUGGAGUGUUCGGACGGGCUGGCCCAAGACGUCAUCAGCACCAUCGGCCAGGCCUUUGACCUUCGCUUCCAGCAGUACAUGCAGUGUCCUUCCAGCAAGCCUUCCGCCACACAUGACAGGGUGCUCAAUGUGGAGGAGUUGCCAUGGACGGAGGAGGAGGAAGAGUCUGCAGAGCAUCCAUACUACAACAACAUCCCCGGGAAGAUGCCGCCCCCCGGAGGCUUCAUCGACGCGCGGCUGACCAAUCAGAACGCAGACGGAAGCCAGAUGGGCUCAAACUCUGUGGAUCCGAACUAUUACCAAGGGCGACACUGUGGGGAAAACUGGACAGAGGAGAGAAAGUCUACCUUCAUACAACAAGGUUCCUUGGAUAUAAGCAGUGAAAGCAAAGGUCCGCCGACAAAAACGGGCGAGAUGCCCACGUACAUGAACACCCAGCAGAUCGACGAGCAGGUCUUGGCGGCGCUGCAGGCCGAGGCGGAGCAUGUGACCAAGGGAAUGGCAGCCGCGGCAAGGGAGAAUCCGCUGACGGAUCUCUUUGACAUGAAACCCUUCGAGGACGCCAUCCAGGCGCAGCCGCAAGCGCCCUCGCAGGUGUUAACGUUGCACAAGGCGACGUCAGUGGACAACUCCAGCCCGCUGCUGGCGCGCUCCAUCGCUUUCCGGGCGCAGGAGGAGCUGGAGGGCCAAGCGUGGUACCGCGGCAAGAUGAGUCGGCGCGAUGCCGAAAAGCUGCUGCAUGACGACGGCGACUUCCUGGUGCGCAAGAGCGCCACCAACCCGGGCUCUUACGUGCUCACCGGUAUGCACAACGGCAUCGCCAAGCACUUGUUGCUGGUGGACCCUGAAGGCACGGUUCGGACGAAAGAUCACGUGUUCGACAGCAUUAGCCACCUGAUUGGCCAUCACCGUGACAACAACCUGCCAAUCGUGUCAGCCGGGAGCGAACUGUGUCUGCUGCAGCCAGUCGUAUGGAAGCAGUAAUUGCGCCCCCAUGUGGAUACGGGAAACUCUGAACUUUCCUUCCUGCGGUCUCCGAAACUUGAAGCGUGAGGGAAGCUGCUAAAAAAAAGUUUUUAGCCCGGGUGACGCUGAAAAAAACAAAAGAAUAUUUAUUAUAGAACUGUUAUUUUAUCGUGACAACUGAAAUGCUAUAUUUUUGCGAAGACACAGUAUAGGACACCCACAAUAUAUUGAUUUGGUGUUUCAAACGAUACGAUACGAUACGUUCUUGUAGUUUAGACAAAUCAAACCUAGACAAGGUGCGGACCAGAGUAUUUUAGAGUAUGAGAGCUACAAAUUUUACGUUUUGUCUGCCAAGCACAACCACAUUUCUACUGAGAAACGAAACAAACCCGCCAGAGCCCCAAACUCAAGAGCUAUUCAUAAAGAAGGAAGAUCUGAGUGCGUAAAAAAAGACCAAAAAUUAUUUUUUUUUCUCUUAAUAUUUAGUUGUUUUUCAGAGAGGCCCUAAUACUCCUCCUUAUGUUGUCUCACUGACUUCUAGAAAUCGUAAAGUUGACGGCCUUUAUCUUUGGCUUUUGUGUGCCAACACCGUAAAAUAAUCCCGCAUUAAUUCGCACGAUUUGGGUUCUUUUGUACGUGUUAGUGAUUGGUUUUGGGCUGGGGGGGGGGGCUUUGUUGACAUUGUUUUGAACACUACUGUUUUAAUGACCACACGUAAAUAGUACAAUCACAGCGACGUCAUUUGCUUUGUGGCCAAAGACACAGAAGUAAAAGAAGCAGGCCCCCCUUUUUUUACUUCGCCUCAUUUCCUCACAAUAGUAGCAACAACAUCAUUUCUCAGCCCGUUUAUUAAUAGCAAAUGGAUGCGUUCAAGUGCAGUCGAACCAAAAUCAGCAUGUGUUUUGAUCAGUGGGUUUUGAUGAGACCGAUGCAAUGUAAUGCCUGUAUUUUUGCUGCAAGAGAGCGUGUACAAUGCAUAUUUGUCACAUAACACAAACACUCAACAGAAUUGAGCGGUGUCGGGGGGGGGGGGAACAAUCUCGGGCAAGUUUAGCGUAAUAAUUUCAGAGAAAUCGUCAAAGUUGGCCACUUU